AUGGCUGCUGAAAAUGCUAUUACAAUUGAUGCUAGCAACAACAAAGACGACGUCGUUGUGAAGGGUCAUCAAGAAGUGGAAAAUAGUAGCAUUGUCGAGAAUGAUGGGUGUGAGAAUGCACUCGAAAAGAUUAAUCCUUCGAUUCAUGGAUGUUUCAAUGGACAUCAAGAUUUUCUUGUAUUUGAGAAUGCAUCAUACGAGAAGAUUUUGGUUCUAAAUAAAGAACUUCAAAUAACUGAGAGGGACGAGUGGGCGUACCAAGAAAUGUUAACACACCUUCCUCUUUGCUCCAUCCCUAACCCUAAGAAGUUAUUGGUGAUUGGAGGAGGAGAUGGUGGAAUUUUACGUGAAGCAUCUCGGCAUCCUUCCUUGGAGCAAAUUGACAUAUGCGAGCUUGACCAGAUGACAGUAGAUGUUUAUGCAACUUAUUUCCCAGACAUAGCAAUUGGCUACAAGGAUCCCCAAGUGAAGUUACAUGUGGGAGAUGGAGUGGCCUUUCUAAAGUCUGUUCCUCAAGGAAGUUAUGAUGUUGUGAUAUUGGAUGCAUUUCAUGUCAUAGGGUAUGAUGCCAAUGAGCUAGUGGAGGAAGGGCUCUUAGAAACAGUGGCGAAGGCGCUACGCCCAGGAGGUGUGCUAUGUGCUGGUGCAGAAAGCUUCUGGAACCAAGAAUUUGACCUUGAAAGCAACAUCUCUAUGUGCCGCAAAAUUCUCAAAGGAUCUGUUAACUAUGCUUGGAGUAGUGUACCUUUCUACCAAAGUGGCGUCAUAGGAUACAUGCUUUGCUCCACUGAAGGGCCACCUGUUGACUUUUUGCACCCGGUCAACCCGUUAGACGAAAAGGAAAACUCUGGGAUAUCAAACCAGCCGUUGAAAUUUUAUAACUCAGAGAUGCAUGCUGCAGCAUUUCGCUUGCCUACAUUCGUGAAGAAAACUUCAACCAAUUUCAAGAAAAAAUGUUUUUAUUAG
Messenger RNA from Chenopodium quinoa (quinoa), 966 nucleotides. Its product is annotated as spermidine synthase 2-like. The transcript is spliced from 9 exons. Lineage: Eukaryota; Viridiplantae; Streptophyta; Magnoliopsida; Caryophyllales; Amaranthaceae. Gene Ontology annotation, molecular function: spermidine synthase activity. Bases 1 to 966 code for a protein of 321 amino acids. Gene Ontology annotation, biological process: spermidine biosynthetic process. The record is from RefSeq and is a predicted model, not a curated record. Gene Ontology annotation, cellular component: cytosol.